GCUAAUCGCAAAUCCCCAUACCAAUCGGCGCCCGAAAUUACCUUAUAUGAUCAAAAUUUAAAUUCUUCUUCAUCGCAAACCCCGCUCUCUGUGCAAAGGUCUCUCCAUCCUUGCCCUGCCUCUGCUUCGGCUGCCUUUGCCCUUCUUUACGGAAAACAUCGCCGGUUAUCUUUCCUUGCAGCCGGCUGGAGUCAAUUCAAGGUUUGGUAUCUCGUAGAAGCUGAAAUUUAGGCAAUGGAAGGGAUGGAGCUGUGGAAGGAGCAAGUGGAGGUGUGGAGGAAUCAGUUGGAGCAAUGGCUGCAUCAAGCAAUUGAGUAUUCUCACCAAAUACCCCCGACUCAGCUUUACAUUGCAAUAGCUGUCUUGGUUGUAACUACCCUCUUGCUUCUCUCCAUUCGCUUACUCAAACGCACAACAUCUAAUACCAUUGUACUCACUGGUCUUACUGGGAGUGGAAAGACAAUUCUUUUUUAUCAACUUCGUGAUGGGUCUUCACAUCUUGGUGCUGUUACAUCAAUGGAAACGAAUGAAGGAACAUUUCUGCUACAUUCUGAAAGCUCUAAGAAGGGCAAAAUCAAACCUGUUCAUCUUUGUGAUGUUCCUGGUCAUUCUCGUCUCCGAACCAAGCUAGAUGAGGUCCUGUCUCAAGCAGCUGGCAUUGUGUUUGUUGUGGAUGCUUUGGAAUUCUUACCAAACUGCCAUUUAGCUUCAGAGUAAUGACUAGCUAAACUUUGUAGUUAGUUAGGUUUUUUUUACUUUUUUUUUUUUGGAUAAUUAGCACACAAGAAUACAAGAUCUUUCUCUCAAUAUAUUGUUAAGAAACUUAAUUAUUUUUC
This is a messenger RNA of Rubroshorea leprosula, 836 nucleotides long. The record is from the annotation of a GenBank genome assembly. NCBI's taxonomy places the organism in Eukaryota, Viridiplantae, Streptophyta, Magnoliopsida, Malvales, Dipterocarpaceae.